AAUCCUCUACCUACUUUGAAGACCCUCAGGGUACAUUUGGUUUCGUUCGUUCGGUUGCGGUCGAUGAACUCCGGGGUGUUGGGUGCAGAUUAUUUUUCAAAGCGCGUCAGUGUGCCGCAAAGUUAGUGACUGAAAUGGGUGCGAAAGGCUUCGAUCACGAGAUGUCACAAGAGUUGGUGACUGAAAAAACCAAAAUGGUGAAGCAGCAAAUAAUGAAGAAUCCCCACAAAGUCCUACCACAGUUGAUGGCGGCAGUCGUCGGAUCGUGGGGUUACUUUUGCAUGGGCACAGUCAGAGGAUGGGGCUCUCCCGGUCUUCCCUCACUCAACAGAACGCUGGACUUUGAAAUGACCCAAGAUGAUUUCAAAUGGAUUUCUGCAAUGCCCAUGUGUUCUUCCUUCUUUGGAGCUCUGAUUAUCAGCAUACCGAUGCAAUACCUAGGCCGGAAGAAAGCAUUAAUCGGACAUUACUUUUUCUACAUAUUGGGCUCUCUCAUCCUGGGACUCACCUAUUUCGGCAAGCACAAAGCCAUGCUCUAUGUUGGCCGAUUGCUGCAGGGAUUGGGAGUUGGGUGCACCACUCCGGCUUGUCAAAUUUACGUGAGUGAAUGUUCGUCUCCCAGUAUCAGAGGACGAUUGGGAUCGAUAACAGCUUCGUCGUUGGCUCUGGGAAUUUGGGUGGCGUACAUCAUCGGCGCUUUUGUCGAAUGGCACGUGCUGGCUUUUAUCUUCACCGUCCUGCCUUGCAUUUUCCUCCUGUGGACGUGCGCAAUGCCCGAAACACCAAUUUGGCUCCUCACUCACGGUCAUGAAGAUGACGGACGCAAGGCACUCCAGGAACUCCGCGGAAAGAAUACUAACGUUGACGCGGAAAUGUCGAGGAUGAAAGACCAUCACGAGAAAUCGGCCAGCAUCAACGGGCCUAUUCGUUUUAAAGAUCUGAUGAAAGGGCCGAUCCUGAAACCGUUCGGCAUCACGUUGGGUCUCAUGUUCUUCCAACAGGCCACGGGCAUCAACGCCGUCGUCUUCUGGACCGUCAGCAUUUUCCAGUGGGCCGGAAGCAGCAUCGACAGUCGUUACGCCACCAUUAUAGUCGGAGCUAUUCAUUUGCUAUGUUGCAUCGGUUCGGGAUUCCUGGUGGAUCGAUUCGGUCGAAGGGUUCUAUUAUUGGGGUCGGCUGCCGUCACUUCCAUUUCUCUGGCGGCCAUGGGAGUAUUUUUCUACUUCCAGCGGAUCUGGGGCGAAGCGGAUGCCACUCUGCAUCUGGGCUGGCUACCGCUGGUAUCUCUGAUGGUCUUCAUGGCGGCUUAUUCGUGCGGAUUGAGUAAUGUCCCCUUCAUCGUCAUGGGUGAAUUGUUUCCCACCAGAUACCGGACGUUUCUGGGCACCAUUUCUUCUUCGUUCAACUUGAUCGUCACUUUGAUUGUCGUCCGAUUCUUCCCCGACAUGUUGACCGGAUUGGGCAAAGAUGUGACCUUCUUCGUCUUCACUGGCUGCACUUUGACGUGCAUCGUUUUUGUCUAUUUUCUUCUGCCGGAGACCAAAGGCAAAACCCUGGAAGACAUGGAGCAGCUUUUCAGCAACAACGUCCCAAAAGUAAAAAAGAUUCCGGAAGAAGAGGACGAAGAAGCUGUUCCGGAAGUCAGCACGCAGCUCGUGACCAUCAGUAAUGGCCAAUGCGGAUUGGUCGGCCAUAAUAUCCUGCCUACGACAGAAGAAAUAGAAAACGAUGAAGUAUUUGCCACUUUUUGAUCAAGCAUAGACUGAUUUUCACAGCGGAUUGACUCCAGUGCAAUUCGAUUACAUGUUACACGUUUCUUCAUAAUAUUAUAAGGUGCUAUCGAUGACAUUCCUAGAGCUAUUUUUAUAUUCGUGAUGUACCACGUGUUUGUUUUGUUUUUUAGCCAAAGGUUGAUAACUUUAUUAAUAAAAAUGUUUCCUGUU
Messenger RNA from Daphnia pulicaria, 1943 nucleotides. RefSeq names its product facilitated trehalose transporter Tret1-like. Bases 135 to 1751 code for a protein of 538 amino acids. Lineage: Eukaryota; Metazoa; Arthropoda; Branchiopoda; Diplostraca; Daphniidae. The record is from RefSeq and is a predicted model, not a curated record. Gene Ontology annotation, cellular component: membrane. The transcript has 6 exons. Gene Ontology annotation, molecular function: transmembrane transporter activity. Gene Ontology annotation, biological process: transmembrane transport.